AUCAACAAAGCCCCCCUCCCUCUCUCUCUAUUUGCCUUGGUCCUCCCCUUACCUUACGUUCUCUUUCGCCCUCUUUCUCUCAGGCUGUCUAUCUCUCUCUCUCUCUAGGGUUUUCAUUCGCGAUUUUGAUUUUCAAUCUGGUUUCAGCUCAAGCGAUCUGGAGUUGUACUUUGCAUCAUAAGGCAGCUUAGCUGGCACAUUACAAUUACAUAAUCACGCGAGUGAAUGGUUGGCAUCGAAAGGGAGAAAAAGAUCCAAGAAUUGUAACCAACACGUGUCACCCAACUAUUGGUCCUUCAUCAAGAACGAAUCAAAUCGUUUCCAACACAAAUUCCCAAAAAAAUUCUACGCAUCCAUGCUGUCAGAGAGCAUGCGUGGAAUCCGUGUUUUGGGUGAUGCCCCUGACAAAAUUAGUUGCUGAUGCACUUGGUGUGGUCACAAUAUCACUAGUCACCAUCUCAUCACUCAUUGGUACACUUUGCAUCCUCUACUCCUUUUACUUCCGUUCCCACAUUCGCACCCAAGGGUAUAAUCGUCUCAAAUAUUUCUCUGGUCCGUGGGUCAUCCGUAUCAUCUUCAUCUUCUUCACAAUCUGGUGGGGCCUCGGUGAAAUCCUCCGCCUUGAUUUCAUCCGCCAAGAAGGGCGUUUACUCAACACCCUUAACCUAAAAUGGCAAGACAUUAUCUGCAAAUGUUACAUAGUAUCAAACCUAGGAUUCUCCGAACCGUGUCUCUUCCUAACCCUAGUUUUUCUCCUUCGCGCAUCCUUACAAAAAACCGAAUCCGGUCCCUUGAGCCAAAAUUGGAACUUCAAAACAACAAUUUACAUUCUCUUAUUUUGUUUCCCGAUUCUUGCCCUUCAAACGCUCGUUGUCAUAUUCGGGCAUCAUUAUGAGACGGGUGACCGCGGUUACUUUUUCAAAAUUACAUCCCCGCCCUCCUCGCGUUGCUACUACCCGUUAACGAGCACUACCCUUCUUGGUCUUUUCGCAACUUUGUUAAACAUGUACUUGUUUUAUCUAGGAAGGAAAAUCUUAAACUUAGUGAUAAGCAAAGGGUUGAGAAAGCGUGUGUUCAUAUUGAUAAUCACAGUGUCAAGUUUCUUUCCUUUGCGCGUUGUGUUACUAGGUUUAUCGGUUUUGUCAAAACCGGGGGACACUUUGUUUGAGAUUCUCGCGUUCUUGGCUUUUUUGUCGAUUUUAUGUUGUGCUGAGGUGGCGGUUUGUGUGCUUGUUUAUUAUCCGAUUGCGGACUCAUUGGAAUUGAAGAAUUUGCAAGAUAUAGAAGAUAGGAGAAGGAUUAUUGAAGAAUAUAAUGAUACCCUUUCGUUGAUUGCUAACCAAAGUCCUGUUAGUGGAGGGGCAGAUUCGGGAAAACAAGGGUCGAUUUCGUUUCGGAUGAAUGAGAGAGGAGAGGAAGGGGGUUCAGGGGCGUUUGUGGAAUUAAGUUUGUUUUCGCCUAGUCAGCGGUCGAGUCCCGUGGGGUCACCAAGGUUAUUGGGGUGGCCUAUGUUGCCUCCUUCUUCGGGAGGUUGAGUGGGAAAAAAAAAGGGUUUAAAUUUUGUGGGAAUGGUGGAUAGUUUGUAAAGGGGUUAGACUUAAUAAGUAUUGCUGUUUUUUAAUUUUCUUUUUUGUUUUUUCUUUUUUGUGUUUGGGAUUUUGAGAUAUGUUGGAUUGGCUGGGAGAUCCACCUUGUUUUUUUUGGUGGAAAUUAUGAUAUGUGUAUCUCAAUGAUAUUCUGCUGUUACUUUUAUAAAAUCCUUGUAAAAUUUCAUCCA
This is a messenger RNA of Lactuca sativa (garden lettuce), 1777 nucleotides long. RefSeq lists its product as uncharacterized. Lineage: Eukaryota; Viridiplantae; Streptophyta; Magnoliopsida; Asterales; Asteraceae. The record is from RefSeq and is a predicted model, not a curated record.